Messenger RNA from Spodoptera exigua (beet armyworm), 912 nucleotides. Lineage: Eukaryota; Metazoa; Arthropoda; Insecta; Lepidoptera; Noctuidae. The record is from the annotation of a GenBank genome assembly.
AUGCAGAUAGCCAGUGCGAGAUAUGUAGAAAUAGACCAUAAAAAGAAAAUAUAUUAUUUUCCCGAUGAUUUCGCAUUUGGAGUAUCAACAUUAGCAUUUCAGAUAGAAGGCGCUUGGAAUGAAGGAGACGGGACUGACAACAAUAUAAACAAAGAAGGAGUUUUAUACUACAGAACGCUUUUCAAAGAACUGAUUAAAGCCAACGUAACUCCAGUAGUCACUUUAUACCACUGGGACCUGCCAACUAUAUUUGUGGACUUGGGUGGUUGGAGCAAUCCUAUUUUAGUGGAUUACUUUGAAGAUUACGCGCGAACAUCAUUCCGACUUUUUGGUGACCUAGUAAAGUACUGGUUGACUCUGAAUGAACCUCAUCAGCAUUGUGUUAGCUCUUAUGGUGGGUCAACUAUACCGGGCCUAAAAUUACCUGGGGUGGCAUUGUAUCUUUGUACUCAUAAUAUUCUCUUAGCACAUGCUCGUGUGUACCGCAUGUAUAAAAAAGAAUUUUACGGCAAAAUUGCUUUACCUUUAGAUUGUAAUUGGAGUAUGCCAAAACAUCACCAGAGGCCAGAAGACCACGAAGCUGCUGAGCGACAUCUAGAAAUGCAUAUUAAAGCUUUAAAAGGAAGUUCCCAUUUCUUCAGCCUUAACCACUACACCACUUAUUUGAUAAGCCAACCCUCUAUUGACGACAAAUGGCAAAUACCAUCUUACGAUCAUGAUACUGGUGUGAAAGUGGAACAAGAUUUGUCAUGGUCUGUUCCAGGAGUAUCUUGGCUAUCUGUAUACGCACCAGGUAUCAGGAAAAUGAUUAAAUGGAUUACAGAGAAAUAUGGCAAUGAAAUACCAAUCAUUGUUACGGAAAACGGUGUAAGUGAUAAGGGACAAGUCGACGAUUAUGAUCGAGUUUCGUAA